AUGGCUCUGCAGGAUGUGGAAGGCCUCACCCCUCGCAUGCGUGCAAUCAAGCAUAACCAGCGGGAAGCAGCACUGCUGCUGUUGAAGCUGGAGCAACAGCAGGCGGCAAAGUGGCAGCGAGGUGCCCCCAGCAGCAGGCAGCAACGCCAGGAGCAGGCUGAAGCCCCAUCCUCCACAGCUGCUGCCCAGCUGCUGGCAGAGGAGGAGCGCGAGGAGAAAAAGCAGGCGGCCAGGCAGGCCGCCAAGGCCGCCAAGCGGCAGCAGCAGAAAGAACGGCAGCGCCAGCGGGCUGCUGUGUCGGCAGGAGAGGCGGGUGAAACUACCCCGGGCCAGGCGGAGGUGCCAGAGCCGGCUUCUCAGCAGGCAGAAGACGAGUGGGUGGCAGCUGCUGGCGCGUCCACGCUGGCUCUGGCGGCGCCAGAGACGGCGCAGCUUGCGGCUCCAGCCAUGCUCGUCACUGCCACUGCCGCCAGUGGCAGCCAGCACAGCAGUGGCAACAAAAAGAAGAAGAAGAAGAGGAACAAGGGAGGAGCGCAGACGGUGGCAGCCCAACUAAGCGCUCAGGCAGCAGCUGGAAGCACUAAUGCCACCAUUACCGGGGGAGCUGAAGGGGCACCAGCAGAAGCAGCAGCGUCAGCGGCUGGAGGCAGCAGCGGUGCCGACGACGGUGCCGAGCUGGCGCAGCUGCUGCAGCAGCUGGGAGAGCCGAUGCGUGACCCCGUGGUGGCGGCGGAUGGGCACACCUACGAGAGAGCCGCCAUCGAGGCCUGGAUGGCACGCCAGGCAGCGGCGGGCCAGCCGCCCUGCUCCCCGCUGACCAACCUGCCGCUGGCGAACCUGGUGCUGCUCCCGAACUUCACUGUGCGCAGCCUGGUGCUGGGGCUGCAGGCGGUGGGGCUGCUGGAGUGA
Molecule: messenger RNA, 909 nt
Organism: Chlorella variabilis
Lineage: Eukaryota; Viridiplantae; Chlorophyta; Trebouxiophyceae; Chlorellales; Chlorellaceae
Exons: 3
Coding region: 1-909 (302 amino acids)
Biological process (GO): protein ubiquitination
Molecular function (GO): ubiquitin-protein transferase activity
Source: RefSeq, a predicted model, not a curated record